Molecule: messenger RNA, 1323 nt
Organism: Mesorhabditis spiculigera
Lineage: Eukaryota; Metazoa; Nematoda; Chromadorea; Rhabditida; Rhabditidae
Source: the annotation of a GenBank genome assembly
AUGGUCUCCGAGUUUGAUUCGCUUCGCUACCUUAGCGGCUUCGGCAACGAAUUUGCCACCGCGGAUCCGCGCGUUCCGGAUGCACUUCCGGAAGGACAGAAUAACCCUCAAAAAUGUCCUCACGGGCUGUACUGCGAGCAACUGUCCGGUUCGGCGUUUACGGCUCCGCGACACUCCAAUAAACGCAGCUGGCUGUACCGCAUCCGCCCGUCCGUCAUCCACCGCCCGUUCGAGCCUUUCCAGCAAUCGGCAAAGUGUACGAAUGACUACCCGAGACAUGCAAAAUCGGCCAAUCCGAAUCAAUUCCGCUGGCAUCCGCAUCCGAUCCCGGAGAAGCCGACCGAUUUUGUCGAGGGUCUCUACACGGUAUGCGGAGGCGGGGAUAUCGUCUCUCGUUCCGGCCUCACCAUCCAUCUCUAUGGUUGCAACAAAACGAUGGACCAUCGUGCCUUCUACAAUUCAGAUGGCGAUUUCUUGAUUGUUCCCCAACAAGGCGCUCUGGAGGUGACCACCGAAUUUGGACGACUUCUCGUCGGGAUUCAGGAAAUCUGCGUGAUUCCGCAGGGCGUUCGCUUCUCGGUGGCCGUCCGAGGCCCAUCGCGCGGUUACAUCCUCGAGGUGUACGGCACUCACUUCCAGCUCCCCGACCUCGGGCCCAUUGGUGCCAACGGACUGGCGAACCCACGCGAUUUCGAGACCCCGGAAGCAUGGUUCGAAGAGAGGGACGAGCCGUUCGAGAUUGUCAACAAGUACCAAGGGUCGUUUUUCUCGGCCAAGCAGGAGCACUCGCCUUUUGAUGUAGUCGGCUGGCACGGCAACUACGCUCCCUACAAAUACGAUCUGCGCAAGUUUAUGGUCAUCAACGCCGUGGCGUUCGACCAUGCGGACCCAUCAAUUUUCACGGUCCUUACCGCGCAAUCGACUCGUCCCGGGGUGGCCAUAGCCGAUUUCGUGAUCUUCCCCCCGAGAUGGGGAGUAUCUGAUCACACGUUCCGACCCCCAUAUUACCAUCGCAACUGCAUGUCGGAGUAUAUGGGACUGAUCGUCGGCAGCUACGAGGCCAAGGAGGGCGGAUUCAAGCCGGGCGGCGGUUCCCUGCACUCGAUGAUGACGCCGCACGGUCCGGAUUACGCCUGCUUCGAGGGGGCCAGUAAUGCUGAGCUUCAGCCGCAGAAGAUUGCGCAUGGCACUAUGUCAUUCAUGUUCGAAUCGUCGCUCUCAAUGGUAGUGACCGACUGGGCGCAGGAGGAGAACGUCGACAAGGACUACUACAAGGAUUGGCAGCCGCUCACCAAGCACUUCCGCCUCCCCGCCAAGAAGCAC